Messenger RNA from Macrosiphum euphorbiae (potato aphid), 597 nucleotides. NCBI's taxonomy places the organism in Eukaryota, Metazoa, Arthropoda, Insecta, Hemiptera, Aphididae. The record is from the annotation of a GenBank genome assembly.
AUGAUGGUGAUGAAUACUUGCCAAUUAGUAAUAUUUUAUGAAUAUAUACUACUAAUAUUAUACACACAGUGGAUAGUGUGUAAGAUAAAUGAACAAAUUCUUGAAAUAAGGUCGUGCUUAACUACAUUCAGAGAUAUGUAUUUGGAAGUUGUAGAAUGCUUAAACGAUGUCAAUAAAUCAAUAUAUGGUUUGCCGGCUAUAGUUGCUUUUAUUGCAGCAAAUGUCGGCAACAUAAUUAUUAUCAUAUUUGGUCGUAUAUUAUUCCCUAGAGACUAUGACCAUCAUGACCGGAUUCGUAAAAUUUCUGUCUUAGGAUUAUUACUGAGUACAACUAAUGUUCUAACAUUAUACAUGAUUGGUCACGCCACGGAAAAGGAGAUAAAUCGGAUGAGUAUAGUCUUACAUCAACGAUCCGUAAUCGAAAGAAAUCCUAGGAUUAAACGUCAGAUCAAGUUUUUUGUACUACGGAGAUUGCACGAACACUUCCAUUUUAAGUUGUAUGGAUUGUUUCAUAUCAAUCUAAGACAACUACUUAUCCUUUCAAACGGUGCUAUUGGUUAUCUAGUAACUCAAAUUUUGUUCAAUUUAAAUAAGUAA